UGGAAGAAACCGAACCAAAUCCGCCCGACCAUCUAUCGUGGGGGACGAAAUGCCACCGCCUUCCUCCCUCCUCCUCCCUCUCAAAUCGCCCCUCCAACUCCCCUCCCUUCCCGCCUCCCUCUCCCGUUUCCAAUCUAAACGACACCCUGCGCCCUCUCCAUUCACCAAACCCUUCUUCCCUCGUUCCUUCACUCCCCUCGCCGCCAACCCCACCUCCUUCCCCUAUUCCUUCCCCCCUAACCCCUUCCGAAACCCUGAUCAAGAAGCCCGAGAGAUCCCAACCCUUGGAGGCGGCGACGAUGACGAAGACGACGAGCUCAUCGUCGGAGACUGCCUCGUCUUCGAAGAAGGAGCCUUCGAGGACGGUGACCCUUCUCCAACACCCGACCCCGGCCGUGAGGUGGAGAGGCCUCGGAGAAGGAAGCCUGCAGCCGCGAAGGCAGCUUCAGCGCUGGAACAUGAGAAUUUAGUUCCAGAGAAGUGGAAAGAGGCGGUGGAGGAGAUCAAUUUGACCAAGAAGGAGAAGCGCAAGAUUUCUCAUCAAUUGAAAUUUGGGAGCCGGUUGGAGAGGAGGAAGCCGCCCCCUUUGCCAGACAUAGAGGAGUACAAUGCAUACAGAGAGAUGAAGCUGUCCCAGUUGAACCCCGUGGUCCUUGAUAAUCCCCGUGAGUUCGCUCUGGAGAAGGAGGCGGUGGUGCCCCCAGAGCCGGGGGGAGGAAGAGUGGCUCCAAGGAACCCAAGAUUGGAAUUGGGUGGAGGGACUUUGGAGAACAUCAUGGAUUUCUUUAACAGUGGAGAUUAUGUGCCCGAGGGGAUUGAUGAUGACAAGAUGCCACAAGGUCGUCGUAAGCUGUUCACAAAGGAUGAAAAAGUUCUUUUGAACAAACGCAUGCCUACUUUGGCAGAAGCUACUUCAAGCAAGUGGCUGCCUCUACAUACUCUUGCUGCAUCAGGAGAGUUUUAUCUUUUGGAUGCAUUACUUAAACACAAUGUUGAUAUUAAUGCCAUCAAUAAGGAUGGUUUAUCUGCAAUUCAUAGAGCAAUUCUUUGUAAGAAGCAAGCAAUUUUCAACUACCUCCUUAGAAAUUCAGCAAAUCCUUUUGUCCGUGAUAGAGAUGGAGCUACCUUGAUCCAUUAUGCAGUCCAAACCGCAGCAAGUCAGACUAUAAAGAUUCUUUUGUUGUACAAUGUUGACAUAAACCUUUCUGAUUAUGUAUGCUUGUAA
Messenger RNA from Elaeis guineensis (African oil palm), 1225 nucleotides. The record is from RefSeq and is a predicted model, not a curated record. NCBI's taxonomy places the organism in Eukaryota, Viridiplantae, Streptophyta, Magnoliopsida, Arecales, Arecaceae.